GAAAGAUUUUUACCCUCAGAUUUGAAGAAGGUUUGAUUUUUGAAUGGGACUACGCUAUGCUCUCUCUGUCUGGUAGUGUUAAAGCUCGAAUAGUUUACUUGGGUUUUUCAAACUUCAGCGAGUUGGGGCCUCUCCUGUCUUAUUUAUUUGGUAUUUUUUAAAAGUGUUUUCGACCGUUUUGUUCUGCUUCUCUGUUGGGCUGCAAAAACAGCAGCUCCUGUGCACUUCUGAAUUUUUAUAAGGGUUUUUGGGAAACAAUUUGAAGAUCAAACUGAGGCUGAUUGCUGCUGCAUCCAGCGUAGAGAGAGACUGAAGACAAAGCUGUAGUGGGUUGCUGAUUCCUUCAAGCAUCUUCUUGUUACGAGAGAGAGAGAGAGAGAGAGAGUGAAAGGAGUUCGAGAGGUUUGAAGAUCAAGCUAUGUGGAUUGCUUUCUGGAGAGAAGGACAAAUUCUAGUUCCUGAGGCUUAAAGAAACACAAGAUACUGUAGAGGGAGAUAGAGAAAGACAGAGGCCUCCAUCUGGGUCUGUUUUAAAUGGUGAAUAGCUUUGAAUGUUAAGGGAAGUCAAAGCAAUUUGAGUUGGUGUAUCUCUCUUGACCAAUCUGAUCCUUACCAUAUAGAAAUCAUGGUGGAAGAUAAAGGAAAAGAAGUAAUACAAGAUAUUCAGUCAGUCGAAGACUGGUUAUCACAUGCGCAAGAGCUUGUUCCCUUGGCACUUGAUAAGGCCAAAGCUGUGAAGGGGUUCCCAGGUAGAUGGAAGAUGAUAAUUUCCAAGUUGGAGCAGAUCCCCUCGCAUUUAUCGGACUUAUCGAGCCACCCUUGCUUCUCCAAGAAUGCACUUUGCAAGGAGCAAUUGCAGGCUGUGUCAAAGACAUUGAAAGAAGCAAUUGAAUUGUCAGAUUUAUGUAACAGUGAGAAAUACGAGGGUAAACUUAGGAUGCAGAGUGAUCUUGAUUCUUUAUCCGGGAAAUUGGAUUUGAAUUUGCGAGAUUGUGGGCUUCUGAUUAAGACUGGGGUGCUUGGUGAAGUUACUUUGCCUUCUGCUGUGGCCGGUUCAUCAACAGAACCUGAGGCUGCCGUUCAUAGCAAUAUAAGGGAAUUGCUUGCUCGGCUUCAGAUCGGGCACUUGGAAGCAAAGCACAAAGCUCUUGACAGCCUUGCUGAGGUCAUGAAAGAGGAUGACAAGACCGUUUUGGCUGUUCUGGGCCGGAGUAAUAUUGCUGCUCUGGUCCAGCUAUUAACAGCAACCUCUCCUCGUAUUCGGGAAAAGACUGUUACUGUAAUCUGUUCGCUUGCAGAAUCUGGGAUUUGUGAGAAUUGGCUUGUUUCUGAAGGUGUUUUGGCGCCUCUAAUAAGGCUUGUCGAGUCCGGUAGCACAGUGGGCAGAGAGAAGGCUACGAUCUCGCUCCAGAGAUUGUCAAUGACAACAGAAACAGCUAGGUCAAUUGUUGGACAUGGUGGAGUUCGACCAUUGAUUGAAAUUUGUAGAACUGGCGAUUCAGUAUCACAGGCUGCAGCUGCUUGUACUUUGAAGAACAUAUCAGUUGUACCAGAGGUUAGACAAAAUCUAGCUGAAGAAGGGAUUGUGAAAGUCAUGAUCAAUCUCCUUGAUUGUGGAAUUCUACUAGGAUCUAAAGAAUAUGCGGCAGAAUGCUUGCAAAAUCUCACUGCCAGCAAUAACAAUCUAAGGAGAAUUGUCAUUUCAGAAGGUGGAAUCCGAAGGCUAUUGGCAUAUCUAGAUGGUCCAUUGCCCCAAGAAUCUGCAGUUGCAGCAUUAAGGAAUUUGGUAACCUCAGUGUCUGUGGAAAUGUUGGUUUCUCUUGGUUUCCUCCCUCGCUUGGUUCAUGUCCUUAAAUCUGGAUCGUUGGGUGCACAACAAGCCGCUGCAUCUGCAAUUUGUCGGGUUUGCAGCUCAACGGAGAUGAAAAAAUUGGUGGGCGAAGCUGGAUGCAUUCCUCUGUUCAUCAAAUUGCUCGAGGCUAAAUCAAACAGUGUUAGGGAGGUUUCUGCACAAGCAAUUGCAAGUUUGGUAAACCUUUCACAGAAUUGCAGAGAAGUUAAAAAGAUUGAUAAAAGUGUGCCAAAUCUGGUGCAAUUGCUUGACCCAAGUCCACAAAACACUGCAAAGAAGUACGCUGUGUCCUGCCUAGCAUCUCUUUCUUCAAGCAAGAAAUGUAAAAAGCUUAUGAUUUCCUACGGUGCAAUUGGUUACCUCAAGAAGCUCACUGAGAUGGACAUCCCAGGGGCUAAGAAGCUGCUCGAGCGAUUAGAAAGAGGGAAAUUAAGAAGUUUGUUCAGCAGAAAAUAGAUGAAAAUUUGUACCCCUUCUUUUGUGUAUGAUAAAGUUUUAAUUUUAUCAUAUGUAAUCUCUGUUUCAUUGUCUGCAUGAAACAGUAAUCAAUGAUGAACUGGAGCACCAAAAGUGUGCUAAUAAUCUAUGCAAUCGAUCUUAUAUUUAUAUAAAUGUAUAAGAUUCCCCAAA
Messenger RNA from Hevea brasiliensis (rubber tree), 2482 nucleotides. Its product is annotated as vacuolar protein 8. The transcript is spliced from 3 exons. NCBI's taxonomy places the organism in Eukaryota, Viridiplantae, Streptophyta, Magnoliopsida, Malpighiales, Euphorbiaceae. Bases 626 to 2308 code for a protein of 560 amino acids. The record is from RefSeq and is a predicted model, not a curated record. Gene Ontology annotation, molecular function: protein binding.